This is a messenger RNA of Striga hermonthica, 315 nucleotides long. Lineage: Eukaryota; Viridiplantae; Streptophyta; Magnoliopsida; Lamiales; Orobanchaceae. The record is from the annotation of a GenBank genome assembly.
AUGGGUCGCGGGGUCGGAGCCAGUUGUGAUGCAUCGGAGCGGGUCGUGUGCGUCAGUCGGGUCGUUGGGCUGGCGCGUCGCGGGGCACCGAGUGGCGCAUCACGGUCAGCGUCAAGGCUCUGUCUGGGUCACAGCGGGUCUCGGCCCGUCGGGUCGGCGGUCCAACGGGUCGGGUUCGUCGCGGGGUCUGCUCCGGUUGAUCACAAGCCUUGUCUCUGCCAGUACUUGAAGAACCCUCUCCUCCAAAAUUACAUCAAUUCCCCAGGUGCCAAAACAGUCGCCGCCGCUUGUAAAACCCCCAACCCGAAAUGCUAA